Molecule: messenger RNA, 705 nt
Organism: Ostreobium quekettii
Lineage: Eukaryota; Viridiplantae; Chlorophyta; Ulvophyceae; Bryopsidales; Ostreobiaceae
Source: the annotation of a GenBank genome assembly
AUGGUCGCCGAGGACGCCCUCGACGGCAGGCAGGCCUCCCUGGACGCCUCCGGCGACGCCGCGCGAGCGGACUGCCUGGCCAGGAGCGCCAAGGGCGCCUCCGCGCCGACCUCGCCGGCCGCGCAGCGCCCCGCCAGGGGCAACGGCGUGGCCGCCCGCCACCACAGCCCACCGCUCCCGCCCACCCAGGGCGAUCCCAAGCGCCCAAGGACCACGCCCCUGCGCGGCGACGACAUUGAAUCGACCGCCGGAAAUGGCGCGCAGGUGGCGCAGGACAAGGGGGCCAUAGAGGUGAAGCAGGAGGCCUGCGUCGUGGAGGUCAAGGAGGAGGUGCAGAAGGAGCGCAACCUGACGCCGGUCCAGGAGGUGGUGUCCGGGGAGGGGGGGCGGGCGUGCGGCAACGGCCGCCGGGAGAAAUCGCGGCCGCUAGAGCCGUGCGUGCGGCAGACGAGGAGCAAGGCCAGGAGGGUGAGCUCACCUGUGAGCGAGUGCCCGGGCGAGGCCAACGGGAUGGGCGACGGCAGCAUCGACAGCGGGCAGAGGGAGAACCGGGACGGGGCCAUGCGGGCGCCGGCGGCGGAGCACUUCGAUCGCGGGAGCUUCGGCGGAGGGCCGCUGUCCGCCCAGAAUGGAAUGGCGCCGGUCGCCGCGCCUGCGCCAAGCGACGCCGGGGAUUUCGGUCACAGGCUGGCGAGUCCGCAGUAG